This is a messenger RNA of Tarenaya hassleriana, 730 nucleotides long. RefSeq lists its product as uncharacterized. The record is from RefSeq and is a predicted model, not a curated record. Lineage: Eukaryota; Viridiplantae; Streptophyta; Magnoliopsida; Brassicales; Cleomaceae. Gene Ontology annotation, biological process: mitochondrial respirasome assembly. The transcript is spliced from 4 exons. The coding region runs from base 160 to 546 and encodes 128 amino acids.
CCAGUCACUUGUAUCCCACUUGCUCGAUCGAAGAACCCUAAUUGAAAAUCCGGAAUUUUCUGAAUUUCUGCAACCGGAGCUCCAGAUUUCCGAUCUUCAAAAACUCGAACUUCGAGUACCGCUUUGAUUUCGGAAUUUUAUUUCAUCUUUUUUGUGAGGAUGAAAGAAGGGAAAUCAGCCAAGUUGAAUCAUCAACAGCAUAAUCACCAGAACGUUCACUUGUCUCCUUCGACACUUGCGAAAUUGUUCGAUCCUGAUGCUUCAUGGGACAAGGAUCAACUGGGAGAUGUGUUGCAUUGGAUCAGGCAAGUGGUGGGAUUGAUCUGCGGAUUGAUAUGCGGAGCCAUACCUCUGGUUGGAGGCAUGUGGAUCAUCGUAUUCUUGGCAAUAUCCUCUGCAAUAGUGUAUGGCUAUUACAAGAUGAUUCUAAAGGUGGACGAGGAAGAUUUUGGAGGCCAUGCCGCCUUACUACAGGAAGGCCUCUUCGCAUCAUUGACACUAUUUCUGCUCGCGUGGAUUCUCGUCUAUAGCUUGGCACACUUCUGAAACGUUACCGAGAACAUUUACCCGACCCCCCGAGGCAAUCAAUCUUCAGAAGCAGGGAUCAUAUGAAUGAACAUUCUUUUUUUCUCAGUUGCAAAUGUUUGUCCUGUGACUGAUGUAUGUUACUCUCCUGCGGGAAAGCAUUACCAACUCUGUUAUGUCGGCAAUUGAAUCUGGUUUUAUUUUC